AUGUCGCGAGCUUCGUGGAGUAGCACCGGCUCUGACGCCGAAGUACAACAUCAUUUCGAUCAACCCUUCAACUAUGAGCCGCGUCUCGAUCUCAAUCCACAACCCACUCGAGGCAGACGGCACGGAAGUGAGGACGCCGACAAGGCUGAUUCCGACCAAGUGGUCGACGAUUCUCGUUCUACUGCCGACUCGGACGCAGCUUCAAUUGCAUUUUCAGACAGCUUUCAGGCUGCUCUCGAAGAGCCAGUCAAUGAAACCUUCGAUCAACCCACAAGUCGGCCGCUUCACUUUCUUGACGAUAGCGAAGAUCAAACAAAUCAAGCCAUCUGUCGCAUCUGCCUUGAGUCUGCGUCAAGCGAUGUAUCCGGUGGCGAGUCUUUGGGUCGUCUCCUCUCGCCCUGCAGAUGUAAAGGCACCAUGAAGUACGUACAUGCCACCUGCUUGGAUCAGUGGAGGGCAGCGUCCGCUCGAUCCUCGUCCGCAGUGGCAUGUGACCAAUGUGGUGCUCCAUACCGCUUUCGCAAGUCCAAAUUUGUCGGUCUCGCCACGUCACCCACCCUCCUCUUCGUCGUCAGUCUUGUUCUCUUUCUCGUGCUCAUCUGGACCGUGGGCGUGGCUGCUACUUUUUUCAUGGACAUAUAUGAGCGACCUUCCUCUGACAGCACAUCUGCGACUCAACAUAAGCUCAAAUCCAAGAGCUGGUGGCCAUGGCGAGCCUCUGACGUGAUUCGCGAUCCCGAAUCUGCCUCCGUCGAAGCAGAUGCGUGGUCUUACCUUGAUGUUGAUUACACUCCUGGGCUAUGGGGUUACAGCAGUCUGAUGUAUGAGCCUGCGGCAUACGUCAAGCUCAUCAAGCAAGCAGUGCGCUCAUUUGCCACCGGCGAGGCCGUAGAAGCAGUCAAGGAAGCUGUGGGCUUGCAGGAUGGCUUGGAAGAACCACCGACUGUUCGGGAAGAUGCAAACGAAGAGCGAGGCUUCUGGUCGGCUCUAAAGCACGAAUGGAUGUAUGGAGACGGCGGUUUGUGGGAAAAGAGGGCGUCUCCUCCCUCCCAACAGACCCCGACGGUUCAGCCUGAAUCGACAUCUAGCUGCAUCAUCGCCGAAGCUCAAAGCACGCCUCCACCAAAAGCGAAACCGCGGGAAAAGUAUGAUGCAAGAGCUGCAGCCGACUACGACGAUUCGAGGGAACAAAGGCGUCGCCGUAACAAAGCGACCAAAGCAGCUCGCCCAUCGAAAUUGGGUCAAGUUGAGCCGCAAGGAUGGCUGAACAAGCUGCUGAUACAAUUCUCGGUCGGCUUUUCUCUGGUUGGCAUUCUCUCUUUCGUCAACCUCCUCGUCGGAGCAUCCUUCAUCGGCCCAAUCAACCUGCACAACUUUGGACUUGGCCGGUCGUUUGCACGCAUGACUUCGGGCGGGCGCGGACGCAAUGGCAACCAGGAAGGUGUCAACAUUGCCUCGAUUCUCCUUGUCCUGCUGGUCAUUAUUGGUGUGGUACGCGCACUGCACGUGGUCUACAAGCUUGUCCGUAAGGCAGCCAGAAGAGGACUAAGCAGGCUCGAGGCUGUGAUCGUAGAUUGGCAGUACGAAGAUGAUGCCGAUGUCGCCCCGAGCCAUGUCGUUACCGCUACGCACGAUGCUCGGGAUCACGAACCGCAGCUUGUGCGGCAAAGACACGCUUUUGGUCUCGUCGACGAUGAUUGA
Molecule: messenger RNA, 1701 nt
Organism: Mycosarcoma maydis (corn smut)
Lineage: Eukaryota; Fungi; Basidiomycota; Ustilaginomycetes; Ustilaginales
Exons: 1
Coding region: 1-1701 (566 amino acids)
Molecular function (GO): zinc ion binding
Source: RefSeq, a predicted model, not a curated record